Messenger RNA from Rhinichthys klamathensis goyatoka, 2459 nucleotides. Its product is annotated as SR-related and CTD-associated factor 4-like. Gene Ontology annotation, cellular component: nucleus. The transcript has 15 exons. The coding region runs from base 124 to 2211 and encodes 695 amino acids. Gene Ontology annotation, molecular function: RNA binding; RNA polymerase II C-terminal domain phosphoserine binding. Lineage: Eukaryota; Metazoa; Chordata; Actinopteri; Cypriniformes; Leuciscidae. The record is from RefSeq and is a predicted model, not a curated record. Gene Ontology annotation, biological process: negative regulation of termination of RNA polymerase II transcription, poly(A)-coupled.
CGGAAGGUUGUGUUGAGUUUCUGAGCUUCAAUCUCAUGCGGCCUCGUCGCGAUUAUCCAGUUUACACAUGUUUAUUCGGAUCCAGGAGGAUAUAUUCAAAGACAUAUUGAGUUAAUAUCGCCCAUGGACAUGGAUGCGGUGAAUGCCUUUAACGGGGAGAUGUCGUCCAUGAUGGACAUGACUCCCCCGAUCUCUCGAGCCAAAAUGAUGUCAGUAACCAAAGCAGGAAUCAAAGCUAUCAAACUUUACAAGCACGUUGUUCAAAUCGUGGAGAAGUUCAUCAAGAGGUGUAAACCAGAUCUAAAGGUCCCUGGUCUCUAUGUGGUGGACUCAAUUAUCCGACAGUCACGCCAUCAGUUUGGCGCAGACAAAGAUUUGUUUGGUCCGAGGUUUUUGAAAAACUUCACUGUAACAUUUCAGAAUCUUUUCCAGUGCCCAGCCGAUGACAAGGGGAAGAUAUUGCGUGUGUUAACUCUGUGGCAGAAGAAUGAGGUGUUUGGCAUGGACGUCAUUCAGCCGCUGUUAGACAUGGCCACAGCUCCUCUACUGUCCGUUUUAGAGAAUGGAACCACAGUUGCCGCUCCUCCAGCCAUGCCAAUGCCAAUACCAAUGGCAGUGGCAGAGCCAGCACCAGCACCAUUUAUUGCAGCUGCAACGCCUGCGCCAGCGCCCGUACCCGUACCCAACCUUCAGAGCCCAGUGCCCCUCGCUGCCGUCACUCAGCUCCUACAGGGCACAGGGGGCGUAGAGUUACAGCAGCUUCUCCAAAGUCUUCAGCAGGCUGGAGGGGCGGGGCUUCCUCAGUCCACGGCCCCGCCCACCGAGCAGAAACCAUCAUUAGCUAAGUCUCUGCUGGAUCGAUUUGAUUAUGAUGAUGAACCUGAACCUGUAGAGGAAAAGACUGAACCAGCCCCUGGUGCUCCCAUUACCAUAAACCUCCCUCCAGAAUUACAGCAAGCCUUGCAAGCUCAUCUUCUAAGUCAAAUCGCUAACCAGGUAUUAAUUCUGGCCGACAGAGCUUUAAAGAAUAAGGACUUGUCAAAAAUAUUGCAUGAAAUUAAAGUGUUUUCUCACGUCCAGACACAGAUGCAGGGACAGAUGGUGUCGCAGGGUCAAGUGCCGUCCCAGGGUCAGAUGGCACCUCAGGAGCUCCCAUCGAUGGUUCAGACCCAGAUACCAGAUAUCCCUCCUCAAACCUUUGAUGAGAACCUCAUACAGCAUAGUACAACCCAGCAGCCACAGGAUUCAGCUGAGACAGAACGCUCGGUGCAUGAUGGGAGAGAUCGAAGACACGGCAGACGAACCGGAUCAAGGUCUCCACGGAGGCGAUCGUCUUCACACUCACGCAGAUCGCGGUCCGGUUCCCGUUCCCGGAGAGAACGCUCGAGGUAUCAUCGCACGCGCUCCCGAUCCAGAGAGCGUCGAGGACGUUCACCACGGCCACGCUCAGAGGAGAAGAGAGACCGGGAGAAAGAGCGAGAGCGGAGACAGAAAGGAUUUCCGCCCAUCAAGAAGGAAACUCUCAGCGUCUGCAGUACUACAUUAUGGAUCGGACAGCUGGACAAAAAGACUCAACAGCAGGACAUCAUGAGUCUGAUGGAGGAGUUCGGACAGAUCGAGUCCAUCAAUAUGAUUCCUCCCAGAGGUUGUGCCUACAUCGUCAUGGUGCACAGACAGGAUGCCCAUACAGCCCUGAGCAAACUCAGCAGAGGGGCUGUUAAAGUCAACCAGAAAUCCAUUAAGAUCGCAUGGGCAUUGAAUAAGGGCAUAAAGACGGACCUGAAGAAGUACUGGGACGUGGAGCGGGGCGUCACUUACGUCCCCUGGGAAAAAGUCAAACCCGAUGGUAUCCUGAAUCUUCAAGAAGGAGGCAUGCUUGACUUGGAAACACUCAAAUCAGAGUGGAGAAGUGCUGUGUCCAAACUGGUUGUGCCAGUAAGAGAAGGACCUGAAGGAAAACAGGAAGAUGGAGCUGCACUACCAGCGGUAUCACAGGUAAAACAUGAGGGGUUUCCUACAGAACUCCUCAAGGGUGUUAGGUGUCUCGUUCAACUUUUCUGCUCUCGUUUUGUCACGUCUUCGGCUUAUAGUAGGCAAACAGUGUUUCUGUGUUAUUUGCUUUGCACUGACGGUUUACUGGUGCAUGGUUGCCAUCAUAUCUGGCAAAUGAAGAGCCAUAGAGCUCCAAAUAAAGCAAGGUUAGUGUCAUGACUGUCUAGUUUUCUUUCCGUGUUUCAGCAACAUCGCUUUCAAUGACAGUUUUUGUCAAAACACGAUCAGUGUCCCACUGCUGUACUACAGUAGAGCUGAUUUUGCAUAAAUGUGUUUCUGUAUUGAGCCAAUCAAUGAUGGUUGACAUGUUGCAAACACUCUCCUCUAAAUCUGUCAUGUGUGUUUUAGAUGGACCAGGUUGCUUUUUAAGAAACUUUUGAAGACUUCACACUAGGGCUGCCCCCUAA